Messenger RNA from Penicillium hordei, 696 nucleotides. Its product is annotated as F-box protein. Gene Ontology annotation, molecular function: protein binding. NCBI's taxonomy places the organism in Eukaryota, Fungi, Ascomycota, Eurotiomycetes, Eurotiales, Aspergillaceae. The record is from RefSeq and is a predicted model, not a curated record. Bases 1 to 696 code for a protein of 231 amino acids. The transcript has a single exon.
AUGGCAUCCUUUCUUACUCUACCACCAGAGAUCUUGGUUCUAAUCGCAACGAACCUUGACCUUGCCAAUUACUUACGGUUCCGCAUGACUUGUCGUCAGAUGUGGAAAUUAUUUGGCUGUGAGGCUCUUGCGCCCACUUUGAAAGAUAUCAAGGCUCUUAAAAGCGAGGAGCUAGAGUAUUGGUAUGAGAACUGUCAAUUAGGAAAACAUCAUUACAUAUCGAAAGGCCACAUUCUAUCAUACGCCUAUCGCAAGAAUGGUCUGACUUUAGGCCUGAAGUUUCUGAUCGAAAAAGGAGCAUCCCUGAAGUUUAUUUCUUGUGGCAACCUCGUUGAGCAGGCCGCUCGUUCGAACGAUUACAAAAGUCGAUUGAGCUGGUUGACCGAUCAUGGUGCUUCUUAUCAUGAGGUCCGAGGUGGGAUCAACAGGCUCUGUUGUGAAAGUUACGACAGAAGCUGCAAAUCCCACGACAAACGCGAUAUCGACAAGUUCAGGUGGCUGUUCCAGCACGGAGCCUCUUUGGAUAUUUUGGCCAAAACAGUCCUCCAAGUUCGAAACCGAUAUGGUCCAAGGACAGCGGAAGCUCUACGAUUUCAACACAACCGUUUGAGGAAGGUACUCAGUGCGGAGCAGAUCCCUCGACCUCCCAAAAAAUUGUCACAGCGCCUUCGACAUAUCGCCACGACUUCGUACUAG